AAUAUAAAAUACACUAUUUACAAUUGUAAAUUAAUAUUAUUAUCCCAGAUAGCACCGGACGUCCCAUGGACGUACAGAGAACGUACAGAAAACGUUCUGGAAAUGUCCAGCACCGGACGCCUCAUGGACGUACAGAAAACGUUCUGGGAAUGCCUAGCACCGGACGUUCCAUGGACGUACAUAAGACGUUCCUGUUCCUGUGCUAUCUGGGUAUACAAUCAUUAUUUAAUAUUCCCAACAGAAUAUUUUUUUCCGUAGAUAAAACACAUAUUUAUUUAAUAUUCGCAACAGAAUAUAUGUUUGAACAUGUAAAACAAAAUGUUUAUUCAAUAUUAGGAAUACAAUAUUUUUUGUACAUAUGAGAUGUGAUAUGUAUGUAAUAUUUGGAACUAUUCAGAAUUACCUAGUAAAUUAAUUCUUCUAACUUUUCAAAAAAAAGUUCAAGUCAUUUAGACCAAUUUAAAAAGAAGGAAUUGUAUUUUAAAAAGUAUCCGAAUAUUAAUGCGAGUCAUUAUAUAAGCCUAAAAUAUGAGUCGGUUUAGCAAAUGCGUUUAUGGGUAAGUGAGGAAGCAGGUUGUGUUGUAGUCCGAAAAUCGUGAGUUCUCGAAUCCCGCCGAAGGUAAAUAAAAAUUGAAAGAUUUGUUCGGCAUUUUUUAUGGAAUCCAGUUACAAGAAAUAAAUACAGUUAACUAAAAUCUACCAACAAAUAAAUAAAAAUAUAUAAAAUUAAAAUUUAAUUUUGUUUUAAAUCUCAAUUUUACAGAUAACGUUCUGGGAAUGUCCACAUCGAACGUCCCAGGGACGUCCUGCGGUUCCAGGAACGUUCACAGGACGUUCAGGGAACGUUUGGACGUUAUCUGGCCGUCCAUAGGACGUCCCGAACGUCCAGUACCGGACGUCUUAUGGACGUACAUAAGACGUCCCUGUGCUAUCUGGGUAUCUUCUUUAAUAAAGAAAAAAUUAAAUAAAAUUUUAAAUCUUCUCGUAUUAGAUGCUUGCAGUGAAGGUUUAACAAAAAUGCUUGUCAGAGUAUUAAUACUAAUUACUGCAAUUAUCUCAGCAAAUGGGUUUCCCUCGCCGAAUCCAGCUGAAUAUGAUCAAAUAGUGCUUCAAAAUCCUAUGCAACAAGAAUUCGAUCAGCAAUUGGUAUUUCAAAAUCCUACGCAAGAAGAGUUCAUUCAACAAUCAACCAAUGAAGAUUAUUUUGAUUUUGAUAAUACGAAAUCGACGUCAUUUUCGGAACAAACUGGAGACUUCACUAUCUCCUGUAUAGGAGAAAAUCGAAUCUGUACCAAGAAGAAUAAUUGUGCGAAUGGUUACAUUCUUAUCACAGAAGAUAUUCCUCUUCCAUCGAGCAAGGAAUGCAGAAUUCCAGACGAAGUUUGCUGCACGGUAGUGCAAGAAUUUCGAGAGACAUCGCCAAAAAUCGAACCAUUCGUAUCAGAUUUGGGAAGCAAUAGCGAUAACAAAGGCUUUAAACUGAAACGACCACUCACAAUAAACGAUCAAAUUCCAGAAAACUUUGCUAGCGGAUCAGCGAAUUCAGGAACUCAAGAAAUUGUUGGGCAAAAUCCUGAUCAAACUCCUACAAACUUUCUUGCAAACGCAACCCACGUACAGUUUGGUUGCGCGGCAGCUCUCCUUUGUGUCGAAGAACAAUAUUGCACCGCAGGUGGUACAAUCAGUACAGAGCCUGUCUCUCUGGAAAAGACAACAAUUCAACAACGCGUACCUCUAAGUUCUUGCAAAAAUCCUGACAAUGGAAUAAUCGGCAAGUGUUGUCGAGAUCCAAAUUACGUAGAUCCUUGGCCAACAGAAAAUCUUCCUAAAAAUUAUUCUGGUGGAUUCGAUGAACAAGGUUUCCCAACGUUUUUGAACAUUGCAAAAGUAAGGCCACCUAAACAACCUGUACAACCAAUUAACACUGUCAAAUCAAGUCUCACUGUCAGACCUGGUUUGGGAUCGUACAAUUCUGUACCAGCUGAAGAAAAAGUGGAACCUGCAUUAGUACCAGAUAACUCGGUUAUUUCUGUAGAAGUUUUAGUUCCUCCGAUUGAAACCGUUUCGGAGCAAAAGAAUGAUGUGAAGGUGGGAGGAUUGAACAUGGAAUGUGGCGUUAGAAAUACAAGGCCAGGAAUAAGAAAGUCACAUACUGCUUUCGCUGAAAUUCCAUGGCAAGCAAUGGUUUUGCAUUCGAAAGAAAAGAAAAUUCUCUGCUCUGGUGCUCUUAUCAGCACCCAAGACAUACUAACAGCGGCCAAUUGUAUCGACAGCCUGGGGCCAAACGAUAUUUCGAUUAAAUUAGGCGAAUGGAAAUUAGGCUAUGAGUUGAAAUACGAGGAACCCCUUCCUUAUGAAAUCCUCAAUGUGUCGUCUAUCAGAACGCAUUCUGGUUACGCAAGGGGAUACACAGAUCACGAUCUUGCGAUUUUACAUCUAGAAAAUCCUGCGACUAUCGAUCUACACGUAAAUCCUCUGUGUUUACCUACAACAAAGCAGCUGCAAAUGAAUAAGUGUAUUGCUACCGGUUGGGGAAAAUCGAUACUUCAAGCGCAUUAUGCUGGAGCAAUUAUGCAUGCAGUGGAUUUGGAUAUACUUUCAACAGAACAAUGCCAAGAACAAUUAAUAAGUGGAGACCUAAUUCCAAGUAUAGCAAAUGGAAUUAUUUGUGGUACACCUAGAGAGGACAUUAAUAAUGUCUGUGAGGCAGAUGUUGGCGGACCUCUUGCAUGCAAAAAUAAACAUGGACUGUAUGAGUUAGCUGGAAUUUACAGUCAGGACACAGGAUGUCUACCAACAAAUCAAAUUGCAAUUUUUGCACCAUUAGAUGACGAAUGGUUGAAAGAAACCAUGGCAAGCUCAAUACAUGAACAAAGUCUUUCAACAUUAAUAGAAAAUAGUGGAACAAAUAAGGGAUACGAAGAGUUGCCAUUCGAGAAUGGCCAUAGGAAAAGCACUCUAUCUACAGAUAAUGAAUAUCUUCCUCCAAAUUGAGGAUCCAUCAUUUAAUAUAUUUCCGUUGUUUAUUUAUUAUAAUUUGUUUAUUAAUGAAACAAUUAAGAGGAUUAGUUCUUAACACGAUUCUGUAGUAGAAUCUUGUACCCCAUUAUAGGAUUGAAAAUACUACUAAUGUAAAAUGGGAUUAGGUUCCAGAGAAUAUUAAAAAAAAAAAACUUUUUCACUUGUAACAAACGAAGAAAUAAUAUUGAAUAGUAAUAAAAAGAAAAAAAAAGAAAAUGGAAGAAAAAUA
Molecule: messenger RNA, 3250 nt
Organism: Hylaeus volcanicus
Lineage: Eukaryota; Metazoa; Arthropoda; Insecta; Hymenoptera; Colletidae
Gene: scaf
Exons: 10
Coding region: 778-2994 (738 amino acids)
Biological process (GO): proteolysis
Molecular function (GO): serine-type endopeptidase activity
Source: RefSeq, a predicted model, not a curated record